UAGAAUGGUUUUACGGGAGAGCUUGUGUGUUGUGGUAGCUCUGCUGAUAACGCAGGUGCUGACUGAAGACGUAGAUUGCAGUUUAGGAGAUUCAACAUCAUCUUGCAAAACUUGCAUCAACGGUACUCGAUCUGGGAAAUGUGCCUGGUGUAAAGAAACGGGCACGUGUCUCCCUUACAACCCAGUUACCGACAUCACAAAUCUUCCGAAUUGUGGCAAGAACUUUUACGCCAGCAACUGCGUGGUUAACCACAAGAUGGUUAUUGUGGGUGUGGGUAUAGCUGCAGGACUUGUUAUUCUCUUUGUGACUGGGUGCACGAUUUGGUGCUGCUGCUGUCGCGGGCGCAAAGCACGCGCUAAGAAGAUGAGGAAACAAGAAGACGAGUAUCAAGCUCAGAGAGACGCUAUUUCUGACAAACAUGAGGCCGGCCGAGCUGACCGACAAGAGAAGCACGAUGCGAUUAGGAUGAAAUACGGUUUGAAAAAGAACAAUGCCUACCAGCAAUUUGACUAACUUAGAAGCUGGUUCGAUAUUACUACCAAACGCAUCCCCCGUUACACCAAGAUAACAUCCCUAACUUCAGAAUUCAGAACAUUUCCUUUAGUUUUGGUUCUAUUCUCUCAGAGGGACUGAGUACAAACAGUAUAUCAUGGACCACAAUUACCACCAUCAUUACUACCAUUAUUACAACCAUACCCUUGCCUUUAGAUCAACUUUUUAGACCGCGAUUUUAGGAGCUUGCUAUUGAGAGCAUACUCAGUAGUAUGUUAGAAAGAUCAUGUGAGUAUUCGUUCCUGCAGUUUAUUAACAAUAAACCUUUUUAAAUAGUGUUAGUGACCGUUGGUAGAAACGUACGUCCGCAUAUUUUCAUAUGCAAGGCGCAAUGUAUGCAUAUCUAUACAAUUGGUUGAAAAGAAAACUGCCCAGUUUGUCGUAGAAGAUUGACCAUGCAAUCAUUGAAAAACAGAAAAUUACAAAAUAUGGUGUAUAUUGACCGUUGUGGACGGUAAAAUGUAAAUAAUACAUUUGAGGUUUGUAAUGUGUAUUUAUGAUGUAAAUCAAAUAAAACUUGACCUAAUAUUGAAUCAAUUAUUUCGAUUCCAGGAUUUUAGUUGAAGAAUAUUUUUCUAUCAAAGAAUGAUUAAAGUAAUUUUAUACUCAGCUUGAUAAUUUCACAAAUUUUUAGUUUGCUAAUUAAUGUUAAAUUUUGAAUUGCUGUUUUUUAAAUAAUUUAAGAAAAAAGCACAGCAUCGUAGUAAUUGCUACCUGUGUAACCUGACUAAUUUGCUGCACUUUAUAAUAUGCAGAUUUUUGAUUCAGCUGCAGAAUUGCAAAGUGGCUAUUUAAACUCAUUUUUUAUGGAGGACGUUUCAUUAGAAAAGUAGUAGUAUUUUAUCAAUUUAAGUAUUAUUUUGGUAUAAAAUAUAUUAUGGAUUGUAGAAUAAA
This is a messenger RNA of Bolinopsis microptera, 1447 nucleotides long. Its product is annotated as pituitary tumor-transforming gene 1 protein-interacting protein-like. The record is from RefSeq and is a predicted model, not a curated record. The coding region runs from base 5 to 514 and encodes 169 amino acids. Gene Ontology annotation, biological process: protein import into nucleus. NCBI's taxonomy places the organism in Eukaryota, Metazoa, Ctenophora, Tentaculata, Lobata, Bolinopsidae. Gene Ontology annotation, cellular component: nucleus; cytoplasm. The transcript is spliced from 5 exons.